Messenger RNA from Drosophila serrata, 3384 nucleotides. It is a transcript of the gene Grp170, whose product is annotated as hypoxia up-regulated Grp170 co-chaperone protein. Lineage: Eukaryota; Metazoa; Arthropoda; Insecta; Diptera; Drosophilidae. Gene Ontology annotation, biological process: endoplasmic reticulum unfolded protein response. Gene Ontology annotation, cellular component: endoplasmic reticulum chaperone complex. Gene Ontology annotation, molecular function: ATP binding; ATP-dependent protein folding chaperone. The record is from RefSeq and is a predicted model, not a curated record.
UCAACGAUUCUUCCUCUUCAUCGCAAAAUAGCGGCAGCGGCGAGUUUUACCAUUUCUCACCUCCCGGAAAGUGAACAAAUUAACAAUCAUUAAAUAAAUAAGUGAUUGUGGGCGUCCAAAGCGUUACUCGGCGAUUGGAUUGGAAUUGGAUUUUCGCAAGGACAGCUCAGCUGAAAGCGUACAACCGAACGGGACACAAUUGGAAAAAUGAAACUGUUGCUGGCUUUGAGCGCCUUGCUGGCGGCAAUUGGCCUGUCGCAGGGUGCCGCCGUCAUGUCCGUGGAUCUGGGCACCGAGUGGAUGAAAGUGGGCGUUGUGUCGCCGGGUGUGCCCAUGGAGAUUGCAUUGAAUCGGGAAUCGAAGCGCAAGACGCCGGCCAUUCUGGCCUUCCGCAACGGUGUCCGGACCAUUGGCGAGGAUGCGGAGACCAUUGGAAUCAAGGAUCCCAGCUCGGCAUACGGCUAUCUGCUGGACUUGCUGGGCAAGACCAUUGAUAAUCCCGUUGUGGACCUCUACAGGAAACGCUUCCCGUACUACAACAUCGUUGGUGAUCCGGAGCGCAACACUGUGGUGUUCCGCAAGAGCGAUACCGAGGAGUUCUCCGUGGAGGAGCUGGUCGCCCAAAUGCUGGUGAAGGCCAAGCAGUUCGCCCAAGAGUCCACGCAGCAGGCAAUCACCGAGUGCGUCCUCACUGUGCCCGGUUACUUUGGCCAGGCGGAGCGAGAGGCGCUCCUGGCAGCUGCACAACUGGCCAACCUCAAGGUCCUGCAGCUGAUCAAUGACUAUGCUGCUGUGGCCCUCAACUAUGGCGUGUUCCACCGCGGCGAGAUCAAUGAGACGGCACAGUAUUUCCUCUUCUACGACAUGGGCGCCUACAAGACCUCCGCCGCCGUGGUCAGCUAUCAGCUGGUGAAGGAUAAGCAGACCAAGGAGGUGAAUCCAGUUGUCCAGGUGCUCGGCGUGGGUUUCGAUCGGUCACUUGGUGGACUGGAGAUCCAGCUGAGGCUGCGCGACUACCUGGCCGCAGAGUUUAAUGCUCUGAAGAAGACCAAGACCGAUGUGACCACUAGUCCCCGCGCUCUGGCCAAGCUUUUCAAGGAGGCAGGACGCCUUAAGAACGUGCUGUCGGCGAACACUGAUCACUAUGCCCAGAUCGAGAAUCUGCUGGAGGAUAUUGACUUCAAGCUGGCGGUUUCACGCGAGAAACUGGAGGAAAUCUGUGCGGAUCUCUGGCCGAGGACAACGAAGCCGCUGGAGCAGGCUCUGGCCUCAUCGCACCUCAGCCUGGAUGUGAUCAAUCAGGUUAUCUUGUUCGGUGGCGGCACCCGUGUGCCCCGUGUCCAGGAGACAAUCAAGGCGCUGAUCAAGCAGGAGCUGGGCAAGAACCUGAACGCUGACGAGUCCGCCACCAUGGGAGCUGUGUACAAGGCAGCCGAUCUCUCGGCCGGCUUCAAAGUGAAGAAGUUCGUGGUCAAGGACGCGGUGCUGUAUCCGCUGCAGGUCUCAUUCGAGCGGGAUCCUGGUGAUGGUGCUGCCGUCAAGCAGGUGAAGCGUGUCCUCUUUGCCCUGAUGAAUCCGUAUCCCCAGAAGAAGGUCAUCACGUUCAACAAGCACACCGAUGACUUUGAGUUCUUUGUCAACUACGCGGACCUGGAUCGCUACAGCCAGAACGACAUCACUGCCCUGGGCAGCCUGAACGUCACCAAGGUGGAGCUGAAGCAGGUCAAGGAGCUGCUGGAAAAGUCCAAGAAGGAGGUGGUGGACAACAAGGGUAUCAAGGCGUUCUUCUACCUCGAUGAUUCUGGCAUCUUCCGCUGCACAAACGUGGAGUACGUGUACGACAAGCAGAAGCUCGAGGAGGAGGCCGAUGAAGACGACAGCACGCUCUCCAAGCUGGGCAGCACGCUGAGCAAGCUCUUCACCAAGGAUGGCGAGGAGAAGAAGGACAAAAAGGAGGACACUGAGCAGGUGGAAGAACCAUCUGCCACUGGCGAAGAGCCACCCAAGGCUGAGGAGGAUAAACCCAAGCAGGAACAGGCAGAGGAGGAGGACGCCAGCAACAAGGAGCCCAAGUCUGAGGAGAACAAGCCCGAAAGCGGUGAUGCCAAGGAGAAGAACGAGACAAUGAAGCUGGUGACAGUCAAGACUCCGGUCACUUACCAGUCGCAGCUGCAGUUCACCGCUCCGCUCGCUGGCACCGGCUACGACAGCUCUCUGGCCAAGCUGACGGCCAUUAACCAGGCGGAGGAGCAACGCGUGCGCCUGGAGUCCGCCUUCAACGCCCUGGAGUCGCACAUCAUUGAGGUGCAACAGAAGCUGGACGAGGACUCUUAUGCCAGCUGCGUUACAGCCGAGGAGAAGGAGAAGCUGCUGGCCGAGUGCAGCACCCUGGGCGAGUGGCUGUACGAGGAUCUGGAGGAUCCCAAGGCGGAGAUCUAUGAGGACAAGUUGGCGCAGCUGAAGAAGCUCUCCAACGUCUUCCUCGCCCGCCACUGGGAGCACGAGGAGCGACCGGAGGCCAUCAAGGCGCUGAAGGGUAUGCUGGAGCAUUCGGAGAAGUUCCUGGCCACCGGACGCAACCUCACCAAAGAGACCAAUCCUGAAAAGGAUGUCUACACACAGGUGGAGAUCGAUACGCUGGCCAAGGUGAUCGAUGAGACCAGCACCUGGCUCAAGACCGAAACGGCCGCCCAAAAGAAGCUGGCAAAGAACGCCGACAUUCGACUGACCGUCAAGGACAUCACCGACAAAAUGGGACUGCUGGACCGCGAGAUCAAGUAUCUGGUUAACAAGUCCAAGAUCUGGAAGCCCAAGGCCAAGCCAGCCGCCGACAAGGACAAGAAGAAGGAUAAGGAUGGCGAGGAGGCGACGUCUGCCGGCGGCAGUGGCGAUGACAGUGCCAAGCCAGAGACGGCGGAAGAGCAGCAGGAGCAGCCGGAAGUCGAACAAGAGCCCGUCGAGGAGAUCACACCCACGCCUGCCGGCACGGACGAGGACAAGACGCCACACAGUGAGCUGUAAGCGGGCCAAUGGUGAUGAAGCAGCUGAAGCCGGAGCAGCAGAAGGCCAAGGGGCCUGGCCCAAAAUCUACAGGGGGGGAAAUCAAACCACACGGGGGAAGGGCCAGGCCACGGCCUAGGCGCCGCCAAGGCAGCUUAAUUUCUAUGAUUUUUUUUCCUUGUAUGUAUUCAAGCUAGCUAAAGUGGGGGUGCAACAACUAUGCUACUUCUCUAAUUCUAAUUCUAAACACAAAUCAACAAAACAAAACAACACACAAAGCAUGAAAACACAAGUUGUAAACCGUAAAUGUAAAAAUUAUACCAUUUUCCAUACCAUUCCGCUGUGCUUUCGGUUGCAUAGGAAAUACAAGACUUGAAGUACUCA